AUGUCCAACACAGUGGGAUGUCCUUCCUUGGAGGAGCAGUUUGCAGGUCUCGAGUUUUGUCCAGAUGAAGGGAUCACAAGAGAGCAGCCUCAGAUUUUUGUGCUGCUGAACUGGGGUACAGUGGUUCCCCUGAUUCCUAUCCCCGGAGUGUUUUAUCUGAAAAGCCCGCCCGUUCCGUGUGCGCUCCCCGCUGCCUCCGCCACAGCACCGAGUGUCCCCGGGCUGGAGAAAAAAGGGAAGCUCCAGAAGCAGAUCUGUCAGGUGGUUCUGGAUCACUUUGAGAAGCAGUACACGGCAGAGCUGGGAGAGGCAUGGAGCACUGUCAGAGAUGUGCUGACCUCGCCGUGGUGCUGGCAGCACGCCGUGCUGCUGAACAGGUUCAGCCACAGCCCCGGCCUGGAGAGCAGCCUGGCUGAGCAGGGAUAUCAUGCUGCCUUCCCAGCAGCUCUGCCCUACCUCCCAGCAGCCUUCAGGUGUUACACCAGGACAGCUCCUGGCAGAUUCCCUGCACAGAAACACCAGCCUGGCAGACUGAAGGAGUAUUACCUGCUGAAUGCUGCCUCGCUGCUGCCCGUGCUGGCCUUGGAGGUGAAGGAUGGGGAAGAUGUUCUGGAUCUCUGUGCUGCACCAGGGGGAAAAUCUGUAGCUAUCCUGCAGUGUGCCUGUCCAGGUCAUUUUCACUGUAACGAAUAUGAUGAUUUGAGGUCAAGAUGGUUGGAGCAGACAAUAGAAUCCUUCAUCCCAGAUCCUGUGAUCAACUUGAUAACAGUCUCUAAACUGGAUGGUAGACAGAUUGGAGAUCUUCAGCCUGAAUUUUAUGACAAGGUACUGGUUGAUGCUCCUUGUUCAAAUGACAGAAGUUGGCUCUUCUCUGCUGACCCUCAGCAGGCUGUGCUCAGGCUCAUGCAAAGGAAGGAGUUGUCCUCCCUGCAAUUCCAGCUUCUAAGAUCUGCUGUAAAAGCCCUGCGUCCUGGUGGGUCCUUGGUCUAUUCCACGUGCACCCUCUCCAAGGCAGAAAACAGUGAUGUGAUCAGUCUCAUCCUGAGCUCCUGCAGGAAUGUGAUGCCUGUGGAUAUAAGUGGGAUGGCCAGAGGUGUUUCCCAGGAAUUCUCUUUCCUUGUUGGAAUGCAGCAGCACGAACUGCUGGUUCUCCCAGAGAAAGGGAGAGCGUGGGGUCCCAUGUACGUGGCUAAAUUAAAAAAAGUGUCCCCCACCUGAUGCUGGUGGUUUACAAGCAGUAUAUGAUAAAUUAAUAUUGAUUUAAAUAUAGUGUGUGCAUAUGAACACGUCCAAGGCAACUGAAAUUAGUAUGAUGCAAUUUCCUGAUCAAAAGGAAGCAAGAAGUUUAAUUUAUUUUAACUUAAAAUACUGAAUGUGCCUUCUAUCUUGGGCUUGUGGGCGUCUGAGAAGUCCUGAGGAAGUCAGGGAGCUUUGUAUUGUUUUCAAGGUGGUGCUUUCAAAGGGAUUUGGAUUCCAGAAUAGAGGCUUAAUGUGGUAGAGUUUUGCACUGGUUUUGGUUUUUUAUUUACUAACUUGGUUCUAAUACAGUAUAUUUUUAAAUAAAUGGUUUCCAGUGGUCUGAAGUCAUGGAAAUCCUGCAUUCUCUUUAAACACAUCUAGAAAUCUGUGUUUCUGCAAGAGCUGAUUUGUAUGUGCAGUGCCAUCUUCAAGCACUGGCAGAACAGGUCUCGUAUUUGCUAAGCUGUUUACUUACAAAACAAAGGUGUCUUGUUUACACAGAUGCAAAGGUCAGCACUUAGAUCAACACCAGCUUUUUUUGUUGUUGUUUUAAUUUAUUAAUAUUCUUCUAUUUUGAGCUUGCAAAAAUAUGCAUUGAAAGAGUAA
Cyanistes caeruleus (blue tit) is the source of this 1845-nucleotide messenger RNA. Lineage: Eukaryota; Metazoa; Chordata; Aves; Passeriformes; Paridae. The record is from RefSeq and is a predicted model, not a curated record.